Messenger RNA from Penaeus monodon (black tiger shrimp), 972 nucleotides. RefSeq names its product TRIO and F-actin-binding protein-like. The record is from RefSeq and is a predicted model, not a curated record. Lineage: Eukaryota; Metazoa; Arthropoda; Malacostraca; Decapoda; Penaeidae. Bases 1 to 972 code for a protein of 323 amino acids. The transcript is spliced from 2 exons.
AUGUCAAAGCCUCGUGUGGUAUCUUGUUUAAUCUUCACUUUCCUGCAAGAUGCUGUGCCUUCGUCUGAGAGUUUCUUGGGGUCCGUGAUGUAUCCGGAUGUCCAUGUUCAUGCUUAUCAUCGUCCGUCAGCAUCGUCCGUCAGCAUCGUCCAUCUGCAUCGUCCGUCAGCAUCGUCCUCGCAUCGUCCAUCUGCAUCGUCCUCAAUCCGAGCAUCGUCCGUCAGCAUCGUCCAUCUGCAUCGUCCAUCAGCAUCGUCCAUCAGCAUCGUCCGUCAGCAUCGUCCAUCUGCAUCGUCCAUCUGCAUCGUCCGUCAGCAUCGUCCAUCAGCAUCGUCCAUCAGCAUCGUCCGUCAGCAUCGUCCGUCAGCAUCGUCCGUCAGCAUCGUCCAUCAGCAUCGUCCGUCAGCAUCGUCCAUCAGCAUCGUCCGUCAGCAUCGUCCAUCAGCAUCGUCCAUCUGCAUCGUCCAUCAGCAUCGUCCAUCAGCAUCGUCCGUCAGCAUCGUCCGUCAGCAUCGUCCAUUUGCUUCGUCCAUCAGCAUCGUCCGUCAGCAUCGUCCAUCUGCAUCGUCCGUCAGCAUCGUCCAUCUGCAUCGUCCGUCAGCAUCGUCCGUCAGCAUCGUCCGUCAGCAUCGUCCAUCUGCAUCGUCCGUCAGCAUCGUCCGUCAGCAUCGUCCAUCAGCAUCGUCCGUCAGCAUCGUCCAUCAGCAUCGUCCGUCAGCAUCGUCCAUCUGCAUCGUUCGUCAGCAUCGUCCGUCAGCAUCGUCCGUCAGCAUCGUCUGUCAGCAUCGUCCAUCAGCAUCGUCCGUUAGCAUCGUCCGUCAGCAUCGUCCGUCAGCAUCGUCCAUCUACAUCGUCCGUCAGCAUCGUCCAUCAGCAUCGUCCGUCAGCAUCAUCCAUCAGCAUCAUCCAUCAGCAUGUUUACCCACCGGAGAAGCAUAUAUGAACAGACUUCAGCACGACUUGAUUCUGUGA